Molecule: messenger RNA, 865 nt
Organism: Caenorhabditis elegans
Lineage: Eukaryota; Metazoa; Nematoda; Chromadorea; Rhabditida; Rhabditidae
Gene: F44F4.3
Product: DUF2330 domain-containing protein
Exons: 4
Coding region: 41-841 (266 amino acids)
Source: RefSeq, marked reviewed
UCAAGAUUUGUUGCUGUUUAUUUUUUUUCGAAAUUAAAAAAUGAAGCAAUGUGCAAUUGUUGUAUCAAUAUUCCUUUCAAUUCUCUUCUCAUUGACUUCCACGUGUCAACAGCAUUCCACGUUUGUGUUGACCUACUCUGAAGAUAAACGAGCUUUUCAUUCAAGGCUCUUUCAUGUUUUUUAUGAGCCAGAUUUUAAGUCGGUGGCUGAAAUGAUAAAAUGUCAACUAUCGGGUACUGUAAAGGAUGUAACUUUGGAGGAAAUUCAAGGAAAGCGGGAGCUCUCAUCAAUUUGUAAAAUGGAAGCUUAUACAUCAAAAAUUGAGGAUAAAACGAAACAGAGAAACUAUAUGGCUACUAUUACAAGGCAAUUGAAGUUUUCCGAGGCUCUGACACGAUGUGACGCGUUGAAUCAGCUUAAUCUAAUCAAAACCCCGAUGAAUCAAUGGGCGGUACUUAUUCGAGGACACGCCACUGAUAUUAUUCUUCCCUUGAAAUCUGAAAAAGGCGGUUUUAAAAAAUCUUCGUUAGAUUUUGCCUUGAAUUCGCUGUUUUUUGCUUCAGCUUAUGGUUUUGGAGAUUCUACUUUCAAAUCUCUUGGCGGAGAAACUGGUGUUCGAGAGAAGCUCUUGUUCAUCACUGUCAUCGUCUACGUCGUGGUGGUUUUUGUGGCAGUUGUUGCACUGGUUAUUCUCGUGGUUUUGUUCUUUAUUCGAAGAAAAGCCAAUAUCAGAAAACGGGAGAGUGAGAAGAGCAAGCUGUUGCGAAAUCCGGCGAACAACACAGACAAUGAUGCCCCUGUGGAAAUUGUUUACGAUAGCACUUCUGAUAUUAAAUCUUAAUUUUUGAAAUAAAUUUACAUUUUU